Prunus avium (sweet cherry) is the source of this 1312-nucleotide messenger RNA. NCBI's taxonomy places the organism in Eukaryota, Viridiplantae, Streptophyta, Magnoliopsida, Rosales, Rosaceae. The record is from RefSeq and is a predicted model, not a curated record.
GUCUUUAAUUUCUAGAUUGUUUUAUUCUAAAUCACCUUGUUUUUCGUUUAUGUGAAGUCACUUUUAAAUUAUUACAUAGUAGAGUGUUUGAGAAGUAAAUGCGCUCCUUUUUUAAAAAGAAAUAAAAAUUGUGGAUGACCGCUCUAGAUCUCUCCUAUAUGACCAAUUUGUUAAGAUCAAUCCAAACCGGUUAGUACUAAUUAUACGGUUUAAAGGUCCACAUCUAUCAACUUCUUUGCGUUUUUGAUAAUGUUAUUACAAAAUAAUUGAUUAAGAAAGUUACGGAAAAAUUUGGUAGCUGGUUGUAAAUUUUUAUUUAUUUAUUAUUAAAUGUUAUUUAUGUACUUUUCUGGGUUUGAAUAAGUCACGGUGUGAAACUAAAAUCUGGAAAGCUUUAAACUGGGAGAAAAAGGAACACACCAACCCCAAAAUACAAAAGAGCUUAGCCCAAUAAAAAGCUUUAAACAAAGGGAGAACCGUACGGUACAUGAAAAGCCCAAUAAUUCUCUUGCAAUCCUCACAUGAUCACAUCCAAUUCCAAUGGGUCUGAUCUGAUAUUCAGAUUACGAGAGGGAAAAGAGCCUCCAGGUUUCCCACUUUGCAUGCUAAGUUUUUUUAUCAAGUUUCCUAAUUGUAAAGCAUGAAGAGGCUUAAGAUUCCCACUUUCCAAUUAUAAUUUUUCGAACCUCCAAGUUUCCCAAUUUCCAUCCUAAUUUUUUCUUUCUAAGUUUCCUACUUCAUGGAGUCCCUUAUAAAGCACAUCCCUCCAUCCCAAGCACAUCUUCACUUAAUUUUCUCUCUGAUUAAUUUUCUCGCUGAUUACUCAUGUCAAUGGAGAUUCUACAGUGCAAGAACUGCAGUACUGUUAUCGCCGUAGCGAAUGAUUGCAUUAGGGUGACUAUGAAGGAGAGACAUGGAAUAUUCCUUAAAUGUGUAAACUUGGCUGAGGUGGAGAGGGAAUACCGUGAUCCUUCCUUUAGCAUACUGGCGACAGAUGUGAAAUGCGUUGCGUGCCAAGCUUUCUUGGGAUACAAGAUUCAAAGGGUGGAGGAUCCCGCCAUUGAAUUUCCAAAGGAAGGUCAAUUUGUGAUGUUCCUGCAUCAACUAGAUGCUGCUUUUCAAGUGCAUGCAAACGACGCUGCUCCUCCUUGAAAUUUUGUUACAAGGAAAUUGACAUGGUCAAUCGAGCUUUUCAAUUUGAUCUCAUUUAUAAUUUGAAGUUUUAGAAUAGUAAUCCGCGUUUAUUAGUUUAGUUUGUUAGCUGACCAGACUACUGCAACAAAUAAUAUUCAGGAAUUUUUGGAAUUUACUU